Messenger RNA from Thamnophis sirtalis, 1092 nucleotides. Lineage: Eukaryota; Metazoa; Chordata; Lepidosauria; Squamata; Natricidae. The record is from RefSeq and is a predicted model, not a curated record.
GAAAUAGCAAUUGCCUUGCAAGGAGAGAAUACAUUGAGGAACCUUUUCUACGAAAAGCAUCAGUUGGUGAAAUUACAAAUGGAAUCUACAACAUAUCAUUCCGAAAAAGCAGGAACAAAGAAAGAAAACAGUAGAAAACAGAUUGGUUUGACCUCAGAAAUAUUAUCAACAUCUUGCAGAAGCCGAAAUAAAUCUCUAAAGCAGAAUACAAUAAUAAAGGCAUCCUUUGUACUGCUGAAAAACAUUAACCGUGGAAGGAAAGAAAAGCAUGAUUAUUAUUUAACGGCUCCACGUGGAAAGCAGUUGGCACCACCAACACAGCACAAGAAGUUUCCAGCUUUUAGAAAACUGCAAGUCGCACUGUAUGACAUAUUGGAUAAAAAUUGUGUUGCCACGCUAAAGAAGUCCUUUCAAAUUUCAAAUGUUGGAGCAUUGGUAGAAAAGGAAAAAAAGGACACAACAGAGAGGGGCACCACAGAGGUAGAUAACUCUAUGGAAGUAGGGGAAUUUUCUGGAGAAUUGGACCCUGGGCAAACAAAUUCAGAUUGUGACCUUAGAAAAUCAAUUAGCAGAAUGAUCUUGACUGAUAAAAAAUCUCAUGAAGGAGACAGAUGCCAGGUAUCUGAACGUCUCUCAUCAUUUUCAGAAAUCAAUCUUAAAUUAGACCUACAGACUCUAAUGUUGAACAAGAGUGAAAUUAAGCUGCCAAUAAAGGAAAUGAUGGGUCUCAGUCUGAACACAUUAACUGAAAAGGUCCGUGAAGAUCAAACGACCCUGGAAGAGGAGGAAAGUAAUACCAGGAAUAGCAGUAAAAAUACAGAGAGAUUUUGGUUCCUGCUAAAAAACAAUGAAAUUCGAUAUGAUGACGCUCCGGUGUGUGUAGCUGAUGAAAAAAUGGCUGGAGAUUUGGUUUGUAGAGAUGAUGGCCUUUCAGAUCACAGUGCUGAAUGUUUACUAUCAGAUGGGAAUUUAGCAAAUCAGACAUAUCCAGAUGAAAAUGAUGGAGCCUUCAUACACACUGAGAUCAAAAAAGCAACAAUGUCAGUUGAAGACCAGGAAGUCAGUUUCUUCAAUGAUGAAAAAGAAAAUAUG